Messenger RNA from Prorocentrum cordatum, 585 nucleotides. NCBI's taxonomy places the organism in Eukaryota, Dinophyceae, Prorocentrales, Prorocentraceae. The record is from the annotation of a GenBank genome assembly.
AUGAUCGCGAACGGAGGUGUCCGGACCUACGAAGACGCGACGCGCUGCCUCGAGGUCACAGGAUGCGAUGCUGUCAUGUCGUCGGAGGCUCUGUUGGAGAAUCCGGGGCUCUUCGCCCCCAGCUCAUGCAGCAGGGACAGCGGGAGGAGGUCCCUGCUGUUGCAGGAGGACCUCGCGUCCGAGUACCUGGAGCUCGCGAAGGCCCACGGCUGUCAGAGCAAGUGCGUCAAGGCGCACAUGUUCCACUUCCUCUACGCCGCGCUCCAGCUCCACACCGACUUGCGCUCCCAGCUGGGGCAGGCCAAGGGCAUCGACGAGAUGGCCGCGGUCAACGAGGCACUCCGGAGGCGGCGCGCAGAGGACCGCGCCGGAGGCGUGCAGUGGCCGGAGACGGGCUGGUACAUGCGGUACCGCGAGCCGCUGCGGUGCCCCGAGGAGAAGGAGCGGAAGAAGCGGAAGGCGCAGGAGGCCGAGGCCGACGCCGAGGCUGUGCGGGGCGGCCCCGGCGCCGAGGCCGCCGACGAGCAGGCCUCCAAGAGGCCAGCCGUGGGGGCGCCCGCCACGGCAGCCGAGGGCGCGGCGUGA